AUGUGUUUCAUUGUCGUUAAUGUAAAUACAUAUAUGAUUGAUCCAGUUGUGAAUAUUUUAUAGAUAAUUGUUAUUUUCCUUUUUGUAGUUAAAAUAGAGAUAGAGUUAAAAGAAGUAAAGAUAAAGUUGAAGAAAAUUACAUAAGAAGGACAUCAUGCCAAAUACCAAGAAAACAGCAAGGAAGGUUGUUUUUACACAAGUCUUAGAGGAAAAGUUUCAAUGUCCAUUCUGUCCUCUUGAAUUUGGAAAUAAGGAAGACAGAAACCGACAUUUAAUAGAAUGCACAGAUUCAAGGCUCUUCUGUGAAUUAUGUUCCUAUAACACAAAUAAGAGAACCAAUCUUACCAGGCACUUUAAGAAGGUCCAUUGUAGUACGGAUGAUAAAGAUGAAUCUGAGGACACUGAGGCAGAAGUGGAGAGUGAGAUUGAUGAUAAGACAACUAAAAAGCAAAAACCAAUAACAAAACCAAUCUCUGGAGAUAAAAGUAAAGAUGAAAACAACAACAAGAAACCUGUAUCUUCAGGUGAGCCUUCAACUCAAACAGUUGACACAAAUAAAACAAACAUAACCACAGAACCAGAAGAAGGAGGAAAUUUUGAAGAUACAGUAAAGUUGGACAAUUCAAAGAGUCUGUUUACAGAUUAUGACGAUAUCUCUAGUGAUGAGGAUGAUGAUGAUAUAGGACUUAUUGAUAAACCAAGCGAACUAAUUGUUAGUCAGCCAAAGAAGCCUGUUGACGAAAUAGAUGAGAGUGUGAACAUGGGAAGAAUUUUCAGGAAGAAAACAGAUCCCAUGCCUAUAAUUGCACCAAAGAAAAGGAAAACAACUACAGUACAGGAUCUCAAGAAGAAACUUGUAAAGACAAUGCCUGGUAUAACCAGUAUUAAUACAGCGACUCUGGGAUCGGAUAAAAUGCCUCACAGUUGUCAAUGUAAUUGUAAUUUGGAUAACAUGAAGACUGUAUAUGUGAAGACAAUUACAAAGUAUCUGAAAGAUGGCAAGCAAGUGAAGGUUGUUGAAAAGAAGGUUCCUAAGUGAAUAACGAACAAUUUGUGAUUUCAUGGACUAGUUUAAUUUGACUUUGAUUAUUAUAUGAUUGUGUUGCUACUUUGUGUUUAUUUUUAUUCAGUCGAAAGAAAUGACUGAAAUAAAUCAUAUAAUUCUGC
This is a messenger RNA of Mytilus californianus (California mussel), 1167 nucleotides long. Its product is annotated as RE1-silencing transcription factor-like. The transcript is spliced from 2 exons. NCBI's taxonomy places the organism in Eukaryota, Metazoa, Mollusca, Bivalvia, Mytilida, Mytilidae. The record is from RefSeq and is a predicted model, not a curated record. The coding region runs from base 155 to 1039 and encodes 294 amino acids.